GGUCAUGUGCUGGUCAUCAGCUCUGUGUACAAACAAGCAGAGGAUGGAUCAACCUUGACUUUGCGCAAUGUACCGAUUAGUAGAGUUGAAAAUGAAAGUAGCACUGCUGCAGGCACUGCACACAUGUGGUAAGCCGCUGUACAUGAUCGGUCCAAGUACUUUCAGUUUAGUGUUCAAUGUAGGGCCAAUGCAGAGUGCAAGUUUGGGCGAGGUCUUGAAGAUCGCCAUGAGACAAUGUAGCUAACUGCAGCAGUGUGGUGGAUAUCAGAGACAAAGGGAACGUAUUCCUACUCUUCGAGGCUGUAAUGGGAAGGACGUAGUCCGUGGUAGCAGCGAGGUCCGCGGCGAACAACACGAUCAAAGAUAGAGACAGAGGAUGAAGGAGGGAGGAGGGAGAUAGGGGAGCAGGUCUGUAUGCAUCAUCUCGCUUUGUAAGUUUUGGAUUCGUGCUGGCAGAGCUAGAGGGAAGAGGUUGUUGGUGACAGCCAGCAUUCUUCGGUAGAGGUGUUCUUUCAGCCCAGUUGCCAUGGCUACAACGAGUGAAUAUCCCCUAGUUGCUGUGGUGAUGGUCUUCGUUAUUCAUGGCGCAGGAUUAUGCUAUUCCCAGAGCUUAUUCCCAGGAUUCGGCCAGCCUGGAAAUCAAAUGCAAAACCCAUUCAGCAUGCCUGGAAGGCAGGCUGCAUCGAGACCCGCAAACCAGCAGUUUGGCAAUGCCAAUUCACCAUUCAACAUACAGCAGAUACCUACCGGAUCUGUUCCCAAUGCUGCUGGUGCUGCGCCUGCAGCUGGACCGGGACUGGCUGGACCCCAGCAGCCUGCACCAGCCCAACCUGGAAGUGGUACAUUGACCGGGCAGGUUCCCCCAGGAGCACAGCCAGGACUAGGUCAGCCGCAAGCAGCACAGCAGCCAAACUUUGACUUUGGCAACUUACCAGGCAUCUCAACUCAAAGACCACCAUCGUUUGGUGGACCGAUGAUGCCUGGUCAGCAGCAACAACCAUCGCUGAAUUUUGGAGGAUCACAAUUUGCGAGAAACGGAGCACAGCCAAGAAAUACUCGGCGAUUUCGGAAUCGUCAUCCCGGCCAAUCUCGUGUCAUAGCGCUACAAGACCUGGUGGAAACAACUGGUUCCCUCCAGCCAGGACAGUCACAAACCUAUGGUUUCUUCGGCAAUGAUCGAGGAAAUUUUAGCAUACAGGUGAAACCCUGUAGAGGCCUUGUAAAUUGGCAAGUACGAAACCAAGAUAGCAAUGUCGAACACUCAGUUAGACCGAUGGAUGAAGCCCCGGAGUUAUUCAUAAAUAUGCCGUUCAACAAGAGGAAGCGCAGGCAACUAGCGCAGCCUGGAGGCAAUACUGUAGGCAGAAGUCCCUCAGCUAAUAACUGGGGAGCACCAGUGUCAGGCCCAGGUUCUCCAGCCAACAAUGUUUUCCCUUCCAUGGCAAAUCCUAUUGGAAAUCAACAGCUGCCUAAUCAGCUUGUAGCUGGUGUUAAUUUCCCUGGACAAACAGGAGGAGGCAUGGGUGGACAUCAAGCCGCACCUGUGCCCCAAUUGACACCUAAUCCCGGUGACAGGCUUCCUGGUGGAAAUUUCCCCCCUGGAAAUAAUUUUCCAAAUAUGAACAACUUUGGAUCAAAUCCAGCAAUACCAGGAGGACAGUUCGGUUCUCCAGGUGCUGGUGGAGGAGGAAUGAAUGGUUUUGGGCCAAGCAAGAGCAAUAUUGGUGGUAUUGGAGGAGCAGGCACCCCGGGUGGCUACAAAGUAUCUGCGUCUGCACUCAACGGUCCACCGCCCGUCGAGAUUGAACCUGAUUUUGAAUAUGAAGAGCCGAUGGAAUCGGAGGAAUUUGGCCUUGGAAGUGAGACAGCUCCUGUCUCUGAAGCGUAUGAGAAAACUGAUAUUAGUGGUGGAGAGUACAGUGUGUUAAUUACCAACCCGCUACAAGAGCCAGUUGUCUAUAGGAUCCUGAUGACGCGCAACAUAGGAAAUUCACCGUAUCCUCGACUGCCAGAAGAGAAGCAGGUACGUGUUACUAAAGUUCGGCCGACUGCAGUGGAGGUUUCAUGGGACCCAGUGAAGAAGGAAAAGAAUGGAGCACAUGGUGGUCAAGCGCAGCAUGUCAAUUACUGCAUAGAGUACUCACCUGCAGCUACUAGCAGGGUGACAGAUCGGCACAGUAGUACGUGCGGCACACAUCGCACCAGACCCGGCGCAACAAUCAAAGUAAGAUGCACAGACCAGACUAGUAUUCUCAUCACCAACCUGCAGCCAGCAACAUCUUACUUCGUCGACGUGUAUGCAACCAAUGUGAAUGUACGGCCACAAAGACAAUCGGCAUAUCAGGCUGUGAAUGUCACCACAUUGCCUGCUGGUAUAGCACUACCCAAUAAUCGUGUUGUCAGCAACUAUGCCCUUCCACCCAGUACUGGCCAAAUCUUCACAUUCAGUGAACCUGCUGUAAACUCUGGAAUGCCUACUGCAGUCAAGGCAAUGGUAGUACCAUGUACUGGUCUUAUUACAUGGGCACUGACAAGAGAUGGAUGGCCCGUGGAGUAUUUUGAGCCUGAAUUUCUCUACGACGAUGAUGACAGCUUCAGUGACGAUGAUGACAUGCCUUUUCUGAACCCAGUGAAUCCGAUCAACAGUAGAGGUCCAGCAGGUGGAGUUGAUAGGAAUUUCCCGAACAACAUGGGGAGUCCCAACUUUGCUGGAGGUCAAGCUUUCCCUGAUCCAUUUGCUCCUCCAGGGAUUCCAGAAAACAAUCCCUUCGCGGUAGGAAACAGUGGGCUGGGCCAAGGUGGCCAAGGAACAUUCCAACUACCCAACGCAAACACAGGAAAUGCAGCAUUCAGCCCACCAGCAGGUGGAGCUGGUGCAUUUCCAGGCGCCGGAGCUGGUGCAUUUCCAGGCGCCGGAGCCGGUGCAUUUCCAGGUGGAGCUGGUGCAUUUCCAGGCGCCGGAGCUGGUGCAUUUCCAGGUGGAGCUGGUGCAUUUCCAGGUGGAGCUGGUGCAUUUCCAGGUGGAGCUGGUGCAUUUCCAGGAGCCGGAGCUGGUGCAUUUCCAGGUGCCGGAGCUGGUGCAUUUCCAGGCGCCGGAGCUGGUGCAUUUCCAGGCGCCGGAGCUGGUGCAUUUCCAGGCGCCGGAGCUGGUGCCGGUCAAGCGGGUGGCUUUGCAGGUAUCGCACUCCCUGGUGCUGGUCCUGGAGCAGCACUUGGCGGACCUGCUACUGGCACUCCAGUUGCCGGUUCCCCACAGGUCAGUACAUCAACCGCAAGUGCUCAACCUGCCACUGUCAGUCCACUCCGCCGCCGCCGCCGUCGUCAACUCUACAACAACAACAUCAAUACAUUAUUCAGCAUGCCAGGCAUGCAGGGUCACGCUGGUCGGAGGCAAAGGGUGCGAACGCCUCCUAGACCACGUCCUCAGCCACGGCUUUCUGAACGUGAUGCUGGCGUUGGCCGUAGCACAGGCAAAUCAGUGUUUGAGUAUACUAAUCAAUCCACAGCAAGUGUCUACCAGUUGACUGUUUUCAACACGCAUACGGAUGUGGGAAAGUUCGAUGUGUUUGCAACCACUACACCCAAGUCCACACCCUAUCCUCAAAUACCAGAAAAUGCUCAAGUGCGCGUGACUUCGUCAGACUUUCGCUCAUUGAAUGUGCAGUGGGAAUCAAGUCCAUCUUCCGAUGUCCAGUAUUGUGUUGUGGCACAUCCCAGGUCAAGAGUUCGGUCAACGAAUCUUGUACCUAGUUCACCAUGUGGUGUGAUGGGUGUCCAAUCCGUGGAAGAACUGCUCAGACGAGGCAGAUGUGACUACUCCACCGAUCGAGUCGUCAGUAAUCUAACAGCAGAGAUGCACUAUGAGGUCGAUGUCUUGGCUGUGAACUCUCAGUCACGCGAAGCACUGGCAUACACUAGUGUCACUGCAUUUGCAAGACCCAGCUCUGCAUCUACUCUGCCCAUCUGUUGGACCCUUGUUAGUAUAGCGACACUCCUUUCAGCAGUACUCUCAUGAACAACUUGACCGUCUAUAACACAAUGUACUUGAGUUCUUGCCAAUGCACUCAGUGACAGGAUAUCAUCAGCACAGACAUCAUUUAUAUUUUCAUUUCUCAAACAUCCUCGUCGGCUAGUACAGAUUGACUUGCAAACAAUAAUAAUACUGAAAACGGUCCAGUUGAUAUUACUCUUGCUGAUUGUUAUGAUGGAGCAUGGCCUUGUUUGCCCAUGUCAGAGAUUGCCUUUUCUUUCUCUUGAGCAUUCUCUUUCUGCACUGAAUUUUAAAUGCAUUUCCACCAUGAGCAGAAUCAACAGAGCUUGGGUGGGUUUUGCUCGUACAGAAGUGGGUCACACCCGGAUACGGGGCCUUCACACAAUCUACAUGUACAUAGGUAUGUUCAGAACGCUUGAACUAUAUUAUUAUAAGAGACGCAUUUUUUAAAUGAUUCUUUCCUGAAACCUA
Sycon ciliatum is the source of this 4462-nucleotide messenger RNA. RefSeq lists its product as uncharacterized. The record is from RefSeq and is a predicted model, not a curated record. NCBI's taxonomy places the organism in Eukaryota, Metazoa, Porifera, Calcarea, Leucosolenida, Sycettidae. Gene Ontology annotation, molecular function: protein binding. The transcript is spliced from 2 exons. Bases 527 to 4015 code for a protein of 1162 amino acids.